Triticum aestivum (bread wheat) is the source of this 2291-nucleotide messenger RNA. Its product is annotated as ATP synthase subunit beta, chloroplastic. Bases 1 to 852 code for a protein of 283 amino acids. Gene Ontology annotation, cellular component: proton-transporting ATP synthase complex; chloroplast thylakoid membrane. Gene Ontology annotation, biological process: proton motive force-driven mitochondrial ATP synthesis. The record is from RefSeq and is a predicted model, not a curated record. The transcript has a single exon. Gene Ontology annotation, molecular function: proton-transporting ATP synthase activity, rotational mechanism; ATP binding. Lineage: Eukaryota; Viridiplantae; Streptophyta; Magnoliopsida; Poales; Poaceae.
AUGAAGGAAUCCGGUGUAAUUAAUGAAAAAAAUAUUGAGGAAUCAAAGGUAGCUCUAGUCUAUGGCCAAAUGAAUGAACCACCGGGAGCUCGUAUGAGAGUUGGUUUAACUGCCCUAACUAUGGCGGAAUAUUUUCGAGAUGUUAAUAAGCAAGACGUGCUUUUAUUUAUCGAUAAUAUCUUUCGUUUUGUUCAAGCAGGAUCAGAGGUAUCCGCUUUAUUUGGGAGAAUGCCCUCCGCAGUGGGUUAUCAACCUACUCUUAGUACAGAAAUGGGUUCUUUGCAAGAAAGAAUUGCUUCUACUAAAAAGGGAUCUAUAACUUCGAUUCAAGCAGUUUAUGUACCUGCAGACGAUUUGACCGACCCUGCCCCUGCCACAACAUUUGCACAUUUGGAUGCUACUACCGUACUUUCCAGAGGAUUAGCUUCCAAGGGUAUUUAUCCAGCAGUAGAUCCUUUAGAUUCAACCUCGACUAUGUUACAGCCUCGGAUCGUUGGCAACGAACAUUAUGAAACUGCGCAAAGAGUUAAGGAAACUUUACAACGUUACAAAGAACUUCAGGACAUUAUUGCAAUUCUUGGCUUGGAUGAAUUAUCGGAAGAGGAUCGUUUAACUGUAGCAAGAGCAAGAAAAAUUGAGCGUUUCUUAUCACAACCGUUCUUUGUGGCAGAAGUUUUUACUGGUUCUCCAGGAAAGUAUGUUGCUCUUGCGGAAACUAUUAGGGGAUUUCAACUAAUCCUUUCCGGAGAAUUAGACGGCCUACCUGAACAGGCUUUUUAUUUGGUGGGUAACAUCGAUGAAGCUAGCACGAAAGCUAUAACCUUAGAAGAGGAGAACAAAUCGCAGAAAUGAAAUUAAAUCUUUAUGUACUGACUCCUAAGCGAAUUAUUUGGGAUUGUGAGGUGAAAGAAAUCAUUUUAUCCACUAAUAGUGGCCAAAUUGGCGUAUUACCAAACCACGCCCCCAUUAACACAGCAGUAGAUAUGGGUCCUUUGAGAAUACGCCUCCUCAACGACCAAUGGUUAACAGCGGUUCUGUGGAGCGGUUUUGCGAGAAUAGUUAAUAAUGAGAUCAUCAUUUUAGGAAAUGAUGCGGAACUGGGUAGUGAUAUUGAUCCGGAAGAAGCUCAAAAGGCACUUGAAAUAGCCGAAGCUAACUUGAGUAAAGCUGAGGGUACGAAAGAUUUGGUUGAAGCGAAGCUCGCUCUCAGACGAGCUAGGAUACGAAUCGAGGCUGUCAAUUGGAUUCCCCCAUCCAAUUGAAGACAAUCCAGUGGUUUAUAGUUGAUACAAAGAAAAAGGGAAGAGGGGUAGAAAAAGUUAUUAGAUAGCGAAGCGAAGUAAGUCCAAUGCUAUCUAGUAAUUUUUCUACCUACUUACCUACUAUUGGAUUUGAACCAAUGACUCCCGCCGUAUGAAAGCAAUACUCUAACCACUGAGUUAAGUAGGCAAUUUAUCACCACAAAGGAAGACCCAUUACUUCGAUCGAUUAUAUAUUGAAUCCCUUUUCUAAGCAAUACCGCUCUGUUAUUGGUCUGUUAUAUACUAAAUACUAAACUAAAUACUAAACAGAUACAGAUCAAAGGGGUAUCCUCUGGCAUUAGAAAAUAUUCAUCUUGACAAGAAAUUAUCUAUAUGUUAAGAUAUCUCUGAUAAGGGCUAUAGCUCAGUUCGGUAGAGCAACUCGUUUACACGUGCGCCAAUGCUUUUCAAAGGAGCUUAUUAUGCAAUGAACAUAAUCGAUCUUAUUGCAAAAUCAAUGUCUUACUUCAUAGAUUCGAGAGAAUAGGAGAACAGUAGCCUGACAAACAGUCGGUUCAGUCCGAUUCAGGUGCCAAUUCAGGUGCCUAAUCAAAUAGAACCCUUAUGGAUUUGCUAGUUGAUAAGGUAAAUAUCCAGCCCACUAAAUGCUAGGCGUAAUGAGGAUAAGGGCCUCCAAAAAACUUCUUUUCGUUCUAUGAACUUUAAGGUGUAUGAAGUCUCAUAGUUAACUCUUGCAGUGGAACGAUAGAGACUCCAUUUCACUUAGGUUGAUUUAAUUUAGACCGGAGGCAGACCUAAGUCAAGGUAAUCCUCCUUUGAAACACUUUGGUAUUGCUCCUAGAUAGAUCAUAAUAAAAAAAAUCAAUCAGAGCACAGGGAGCCAUCUCAUUAUCUUUCCGUAAAGAAAAAGUAUGGUGGACUAACUGAUCUUUAAAUCAGUUUAUGAAAGAGCCCAAUGCAAAAAAAUGCAUGUUGGGUCUUUGAAACAGUUCAAAUCAUUUCGAUAAUAAUCCGUUUGAUCUGUUUUAC